CUCCCACAUCCAGUAGAGUGAAUGCGCACGCAUUCUCUCGCGCAGCCAUCCAAACCUUCCCGUUCCUCUAGCACACUGCACAGACGCUCCAGCCAAUUUGACAGUCGGUCUGAUAUCAUCUCUGAGGAACUGAGCGGUUGGAGGACCGGAGAAAAGAAACACGCGGUUUGCGUCCAUAUGAGGAGUCACUGACCGUGGGAACGAUGAUAAUCACGAAUCCUUCCCCGGACAGCAGGACUUAAAACCUGCAGUCCCACUGCUCAACCCUUCCCUUUUAUUUCCACAUUUUAGUAGAGAUACGGACGUAGCGACAUUUUUGUACCAUCUCCCUCGUUGUAGCCUAUUUUAACCCCUGUAUAUUGAGCUUGACAGUGUCUUGGGACGAUGUGGAAAACCGGUCUUCUUCUCCUCUUUUGGGGACUAUUAACGUCUGGUGAACUCCAGCAAGAAGAAACGGAGCCAGAGCGCCGAAGUCUGCCACCGUCGGGAAAGUUGGAUUUUGGCUAUGUGCCUCAGGGAGUUUACCAAACCCUCGCCUAUUACGAACCUGGAGUAAUAGGGUUACUGUUCCACAUGGUGCACGCUUUCCUAUACGUCGUGCAGCCCAACCCGUUCCCGGAAGAUCUCGUCAUCAAAGUCGCCAAGGAUAAAUUUGGAGCCAUUCAGUCGGAGUAUCAGAAGCCAGAGAACAUUGUUCUGACGCUCCAGGCCAUCUACUAUGAGACAGGUUUCGUGGUGUGUGCUGUGCUCGGCCUGCUCUUCAUGGUCCUGCUGCCCCUGGUCGGCCUCUUCUUCUGCCUGUGCCGCUGCUGCGACAACUGUGGUGGCGAGAUGCACCAGCGCCAGCGGAAGAACGCAGACUGCCAACGGGGCCUGCUCACCACACUGCUCUUCGCCACCUCGCUCGUCAUCACGGCUGGAGUACUGUGUGCGUAUGCAGCUAACCAGAACCUGAGCUCACAGCUCAAAGGCAUGAGGAGAUUGGUCAGUAGCAACCUGAGGGACCUGCAGAGUUUUACCAACGAGACGCCAACGCAAGUUGAUUAUCUAAUAGCACAAUACGCCACUGCCAAGAACAAAGUCAUUUCUGACUUGGAUAAUGUGGGUCCUCUGCUUGGAGGGAAGAUCCAUGAGGAAUUGGGGAAAGAGGUCUGUCCUGCAAUGGACGGAGCGCUCCAUAUGGCUGGUGUCAAAGUGGAGAGGGCCAUUAAAGCCAUGCGGGAGACCAAAGACGCCCUGGAGAAUGUGAGUAUGUCUCUGGAGGUUCUUCAGGAGGCGACAGGGAAGCUCCACUUCAACCUGAGCCUGGUGCGCUUCAGCCUCAAUAGAACCCUCAACGACCCGGGCUGCAACGACGAGGACUCGGACGCCACCACCGCCCAGCUCUGCCUCUCCAUCCGUAGCUCCCUGGCACAGCUCCACGUCAGCGCCAACUUCACCCGGUUACCUGAUAUGAACAAUCAGCUGGAAAGUUUGAAUCAAUUGAUGAAAACGGACCUCAGCAAUAUCAUUCAAAAGGGCUACUCCUCAUUCAAUGACACUCCAGGCAUGGUGAGUGACCAGAUGAGGAACGUAUUCGAGGGAGCCCGGGGCAUGUUGGACAUCAUCGGCACCAACAUCAGCAGCUUCUCCAAGGUGUUCCCUGUACACAGCACUAUGGCCAACUUCACCAACUUCAUUAGUCACACACACUCCAAGAUAGAAGACUCCUACCCCGAGAUCGACCAGAUCGACUUCUACAGGUGGAUUUGCUGUAUUGGCCUGUGCUGCAUGGUGGUUCUCAUCCUUGCUUUCAACUUCCUGGCCAUACUGUGUGGCACCAUAGGCUAUGACAAGCAUGCCUCCCCCACCACACGGGGCUGUGUCUCCAACACCGGCGGCACCCUGCUUAUGGCCGGUGUGGGCUUCAGCUUCCUCUUCUCCUGGAUACUGAUGGGAGUGGUGACCGCCACCUUUCUGGUCGGGGGAAACUUGGAGAAGCUGGUCUGCGAGCCCUUCCACACCAAGCAGCUCUUCAAGGUUUUGGACACUCCUCACCUGGUGAACCCUGAGUGGAGGAACUUCAUCCCAGGGUACAUGUACAAUGACUCAGACCUGGAUCUCACAGUGGAGAGUCUCUACAGUAAUUGCAAGGAGAACAGAGGUAUUUACUCUGCCAUGCGCCUGGACAAAGUCUUCAAUGUCACACCCUUCCUAAACUCUAGCCUGUACACCAAGGAGGUGGGGAAGAUGUUUAACGAUGUGAAGAUUGACCUGAGAGUUAUCGUUCUGCUGGAGUCUGAGGGGAAGCAGAACCUCAUUGGCUUCUCUGAGACGGGCGUCAACAGGAUCAACUACGCAGCCUAUCUAGAGGAGGUUAACAAAGGGGUGACUCAGGUGGACUUGCUGUCGUACGCCAAUGAGCUCGAGGCACAGACAGACCUUAUGCCCAAGGGGCCCCUCCAGACCUCUCUAAAGGGCCACGCCAACAGUCUCCGGCAGAUCCACAGUCAGCAGGUCGUCCCUAUGGAGCAGGCCAUGAGUAUGCUGAACCAGAGCAUCAGACUACUGGAGAGGACGGCCUCAGACCUGCCGAACAAAGUCGCCGAUGUACUGGCGACCAUCGAAGCAGCGCAGUAUCUCAUCUCCCAGAAUGCCACACAAGUCGUCAACCAGGAAACGGAAAAGUACAAGCAAACCAUUGUUGGAUAUUUCAGGCAAUACAUAGAGUGGGUCAGGACUUCUCUGACCAUGGAGGUAGCGGCUUGCAAACCCUUCAGCAACAUCGUGGACACAGUGGAGAUCGUAGCCUGCAGCUUCUUGGUUGACUCAUUGAACACAUUCUGGUUUGGCCUAGGCUGCUGUGCCCUAUUCCUCCUUCCUAGCAUCAUCCUGUCAGUAAAACUGGCAAAGUUCUACCGCAGAAUGGACACAGAGGAUGUUUACGAUGACAUUGAGACAAUUCCCAUGAAAACCAUCCUUGCCUAUGACACUAUGACUAGGUUCCCACGGGCCUCCGCUCCCCCCAGGCAUAUUGACUGGUGAGAGAGGCCCAGGCUUUUUGACCGACUCCAGAAAGUGCCAUUGGAAACUGGAACUGAAACACUAGAUUGACACCAUCAAUUUCCCACCCCUUGGACAAGACAAAGCUUCAAAAAUAAGUCCUUACCUGAUGUAUUUUGUGUGUGUUCCUCUCUUCCUCGGUCUGCACGGAUCUUUUUACUGACAAGAUCCUAAUGACCAGUCACAGCCUGUUCUGGAUAUCCGCUGUCCAAUAGGACCCCCCUCGGACACUACAGAAGGUGCUGUCAUCAACCCUUUCUUUGAUCCUCCCGGGGGGGGAAACUAUAAGGAAGCCAUACAUCUGAGCCAGUGUCGGUCGACCUUCAUCCUUCACCUCUCACAUAGCUGUCUAGUGUGUUUACAUUAGUCUGGCCACAAUAUCAGAGCCGAGGCUGAGUUCAAAUUGAGGACACAACGACAAUUACAUGGCUGUGUACUCUCAAAUCUUUUGUACUUCUUUCGCGUUGUCUAAACGGUGAAUGAAAAGAUCCUUUGAAAUGUCAUGUAGAGCUGCUACUAGAGCAUUGCCAUUACUGCUCAUAUUUGAGGGGUCUUUGCGAUGAUGUUUUACUAACUGAUGAGGCGUAUCACGUGAAACAAACAGGUUUGAGGCAAACUCCAGACGGUUGCCUUUUAGACCUGUUUUACCAUAGCCUUUUGACUGGUGUCCACCAUCUUGUUGAAUAUGAGGAAAACUGUAUCUCAUAUCAGUGUAUAACAGGUAGAAUAUCACAUGAACCUGGACAGAAAUGUCAAGAGACUAUAACAUUCCUUACCUGAUCAAUUGAUUAACAUUAAAUGCAAAGUAUCCUGUUGCGUAUACUAACACGGCACGUUAAUAAAGAUAUUUUCCGGGCUAUUGUAGUGGUCAAACUUUAAAUUGGAGAACUGCUAUUUGAAGCCAAAUCCUAUUUUUACUGUAGGUCUCAGGUCUUUAGUUGUAUAACAGUUAUGCAUAAUAUAUUGUUUCAAUCUUUUUUGUUGUUGUAAAUCCCACAGUAGCUUUUGGUACCUAUGGAAGGGGGAAUGUAUUGAAUAGUAAUUUGUAUAUAAGAGAUGUAUUGCUUAAAGUGAUUUAUGACACCCAUGUGUGGACUAUGCUGAACAACGUUAACAUACUGUAAAAAUGUGCCACCCCCCCAAUAACAUAGCCCAUCUGUUCUCACUUGUUUACACGUUCCUUCUUUCCUACUGUCUGCCUCACAAAGAUGGGGACAUUAGCCUGCUUAACUACCAUGUGCUGUCAAUCAAAUAGCAUUAAUCCAAUCCAAAAGAGGCUUGUUGACGAGUGGAGCGAGGACAUCUUAUUGGUAUAACUGAUCUUGCCCAUUGAGUCUCGGAAAGAAAUGCCACUUCCCAAUCAACCAUUACUACUUAAUAAGUACAUGCCUGCAGACUGCUUACCUUAACAAGUGUAUGAUUAAUCACAUAACACGCUAUUUAAUGACAGACAUUUUAUAUGCACCAUCUGGUUAGAUAGUGGGUGCAAUGUUUCCUGCAGACUGCUUACCUUAACAAGUGUAUGAUUAAUCACAUAACACGCUAUUUAAUGACAGACAUUUUAUAUGCACCAUCUGGUUAGAUAGUGGGUGCAAUGUUUCCUGUUUCCUGGUUGUUUUAAGGGUAUAACUGUAAUGGUGGCACUGGAGGGUGCACUGGGGGGUGCACUGAUGGUGCUCAUUGGAAAUGUGUGUCCUUGUAAUGAUGUUUGUUUUUUUGAAAGUGUACAAAUGUGAAUAAACUUUCAGUUGCAUUCUUGUA
This is a messenger RNA of Oncorhynchus gorbuscha (pink salmon), 4803 nucleotides long. RefSeq names its product prominin 1a (gene prom1a). The record is from RefSeq and is a predicted model, not a curated record. Gene Ontology annotation, cellular component: apical plasma membrane; microvillus; cell surface. Gene Ontology annotation, molecular function: cholesterol binding. The transcript has 28 exons. The coding region runs from base 385 to 3024 and encodes 879 amino acids. NCBI's taxonomy places the organism in Eukaryota, Metazoa, Chordata, Actinopteri, Salmoniformes, Salmonidae.